AUGCCCAACGCCGAGCCACGGUCGAUGCCUGUUUUUGAGCCGCCUCAGCGGCUAAUCACCGUCCGAUUGUCGUGUCAAUUCGAUCAUCUGCUCGGCGUAAAUGGUCGAUCUGUUUCCGGCAUCGAUUUGGGCAACAAGAUCGAUGUGGACAUCGAUCGCCAUCGCAGUCGUUUUUGGCUGGCGAGGCACGGGCGACAGAAGAUCGGAAGACCUCGCAACUCCCAAUUGCCUCAUACCGACGGUGAACCGCCUGGACCUCUUUCAAGAAGCGCUGCUCCGGCGCUGAUCGGCGGCAGAAACUAG
This is a messenger RNA of Soboliphyme baturini, 303 nucleotides long. Lineage: Eukaryota; Metazoa; Nematoda; Enoplea; Dioctophymatida; Soboliphymatidae. The record is from the annotation of a GenBank genome assembly.